AGAAGAUUAGAUAAGGAGCAUGGAUAAAUUAUAAACAGAACAAUAAUAGUAAUAUGUAGGUCCGAAUACAAUACAACCGACUCAAAGUCAAUAAUUAAGUUGGAAUGAAGCUUUGGCGUUGUUACCUCCUCUACCAGAUAGAAUGACAAUUUUGCAUACAUUAUAAACUGAAUCUCCUUGUUUUUAAUUAUGCGGAGGAAGAUUCUAUGAAGAAUCAAUCAUUGAUAUAUUAGCUAUAGGUAAACUAUCUUGGAAGAUUGACUUUCAAAUGCCUUCAUGUUGUUGUGCUAAUAAUGGUGCUUCAUUAUUAAAAGGUUUGUUAAAUUUAUUCCCCACAAGAAAACCACCAUCUUUCUAGCUUGAAUAAGGUUAACCUGUUUUCUAAUGUUGUUGUAGAUGUGAUAAUUAUCAUUAAUUUUCAGGAACUUCCUAUUAUUUAGAGAAUGAAUUGAUUAAUUUUGAAUUUAAAAAUUAUGGUAGAUUAUAUAUAUAAGGGGUUUUGAUGUUAGAAUUUCAACAAUGUCAAAAAGCUUUUGAAGAUGUAUUCUAUGCAUCUGAAAAUUCAACCAUGCCUUAAAUGUUGGUAUACUAACCAUACCAUAGAUCAAAUUAUUAGAUACGUUUUAAAGCUGAAAAAAAUAAAUGUCCUCAACAUCCUUAUUCAUUUAGAGGCUAUUGGUCCUGUUGCGAUUGUAGUAGAUUGGAAAGAAAAUUUGAAAUUUCUGGCCUAUCUUAAGGAACUUGUGAAAUUAUAAAUACAAGAACAUCAAAAUAAGCAUGCUAUAAAGCAUGUGGUUGCAAAGAUGUUUAUAGAUGUGAUUCUUGUAGAUAUGCUGAUUAUCCAUUUUUCGAUAUAACUUUUAACAAUGUCACUUAAAUAGAUAGAUUAGCUAUAAUUAUGUGUUUAAUUCAUUUUAUUAUGUAUAAUGAAUGGGAAUGGACUAAUUAUUAUGGAAUAUAAUUGAGUACUCAAAUUGAUAGGGCUUUAAGAUUGGCAGUAUAAUAAGAGAAGGAAAAAUCUUCAUGUUCCAUUUUUUGAUUAUUUG
Paramecium sonneborni is the source of this 1046-nucleotide messenger RNA. Lineage: Eukaryota; Ciliophora; Oligohymenophorea; Peniculida; Parameciidae. The record is from the annotation of a GenBank genome assembly.